AUAGUACCAUGUGUUGUACAUACUGUGUUAGACAUUUUACCUACGAAGCAUUGCAUGGACUAGCACUCCGAAGUAUGCACAUUCGUGGUGUGUCUAUGGAUCACCCAUUUCCGCCAAAAAUAAACUUCUCUCAUUUUGUUCUUAUUACCAUUCCUCUUGUAACCAGAACAGCUCUGACACCUGCAUGCAGCUUUUGCCGGCCGGGCCCGGGUUUUGUGCCCUACUUACCGACUAACGCCCCCGGUCUGUCGGUGCUGGUACAUUGUGUCGGUGUGUUGUUUUGCGUUGCGAAGGCAAGGAAAGAGACUAUGCAUAGCAGAUGGGAAGUCCACGUGGGCUGUUUCAUUCGUCGUCGUCUCUUGUUCUUGGCUUGCUGGCCUGCCUUGCCUGUAGACGAGAGCGAUGUCGCAUGCAUGCAAACAGCCCCUGGUCAGUCAAUUGUUCAGUCGAGUGAUUGAAUGACCGACUUUGAUGACAUGGCAAGCCCUCCCUCCACCGCAACGCUUUUUGGUUAUUUGCGUCAUAUUUUUUUGUUGUGUGUGUUAUGGUUUACUCAAGCCUGUGG
Molecule: messenger RNA, 565 nt
Organism: Lasiosphaeria miniovina
Lineage: Eukaryota; Fungi; Ascomycota; Sordariomycetes; Sordariales; Lasiosphaeriaceae
Exons: 1
Source: RefSeq, a predicted model, not a curated record